AUGGACUUCGACGAUCCCAAAAACACAAAGUCUUACUCUGACGCGCUGAAGGUCGAUCCUAAUUCAAUUAUUACAACUUCAAUUGAUGUAGUUCCCGUGACUGUUGAGCGAAAACCAUAUCAACCGGGCGUUGACAAGCCUCGACUCGCUCAUGCAGGAGUUGCGAGAGCCAAUCUUGCCGCUACCCACGAGCGUCCCGAGGGAACGACAGAGAAUGAUUGGGCUCAGCGACACCAGGAUCAAACGGACCAUGAUGGUGUGAUCUGGCCACUUGACACCUUUAGAGGCUUCUACCAGCUAGGCUAUGGAAUCAUCCUGUCUCUCAUCUCGGUGCUCAUUAUCCACGGCAACUUCUCAUAUCCAACGCAGUCCUCGCUCCUCCCUGACCCGUUCUUCCGAAUUCAUAUCGACAACAUUCACAAGGAUAAGCAUGGUAGCGACACUGGGACUUAUGACACUGAAGGGCGAUUUAUACCUCAGAAGUUCGAGGACAUAUUCUCCAAGUAUGCGGAAGGUCGUGAUUACUUGACGAUAUGGGACGUCAUUAAUUUGAUAAAGGGUCAACGGCUGAUCGCUGACCCUAUCGGAUGGGGCAGUGCCUUCUUCGAAUGUGAGUAG
Messenger RNA from Fusarium musae, 618 nucleotides. RefSeq lists its product as uncharacterized. Gene Ontology annotation, molecular function: monooxygenase activity; calcium ion binding. The record is from RefSeq and is a predicted model, not a curated record. The coding region runs from base 1 to 618 and encodes 205 amino acids. Lineage: Eukaryota; Fungi; Ascomycota; Sordariomycetes; Hypocreales; Nectriaceae. The transcript has 3 exons.